This is a messenger RNA of Miscanthus lutarioriparius, 441 nucleotides long. The record is from the annotation of a GenBank genome assembly. Lineage: Eukaryota; Viridiplantae; Streptophyta; Magnoliopsida; Poales; Poaceae.
AUGCAGGUUAAGACCGCAAAGCUGGCAGCAGCGUUGGACAUUGGUGGGUUUGGAGUUGUGUUUGCGGCCACCACAUUCGCCGUCAAUGAAUUAGACUUGAGAAUCAUGGUGACAGGAAUGAUAUGUGCCUGCCUCAAUGUGCUCAUGUACGGGUCACCCCUUGCUGCCAUGAAAACGGUGAUCACCACCAAGAGCGUGGAGUUCAUGCCGUUCUUCCUAUCCUUCUUCCUCUUCCUCAACGGAGGCAUCUGGGCAACGUAUGCGGUGCUUGACCGAGACAUCUUCCUUGGGAUCCCCAAUGGGAUAGGCUUCAUCCUUGGCACCAUCCAGCUGAUCAUCUACGCGAUCUACAUGAACAGCAAGGCCUCCCAAAGCAGCAAAGAAACAGCGUCACCUCUUCUGGUCUCCAACCAUCAGGGAGAAGCAUCUAGCCAUGUCUGA